CUGAUAACUGUGUUUAAAGGUUGUACUUUCAGCAAGGACCCCGCCGAAAUCCCAUGGGGAGCUGAUGGAGCUGAAUACAUCGUUGAAUCAACUGGUGUUUUCACCACCGUCGAUAAGGCAUCAGCUCACUUGAAGGGUGGCGCCAAGAAGGUGGUCAUCUCUGCACCAUCAGCUGACGCUCCAAUGUUUGUUAUGGGUGUAAACAAUGAGACCUACAACGCUGCCAACAACCGUCACAUUGGACCUCAGCGUUUGAAACGCUGGCGGACCACUAACGCGUCAUGUACCACCAACUGUCUGGCUCCUUUGGCUAAAGUCAUCCAUGAUAACUUUGGAAUCAUCGAAGGAUUAAUGACCACUGUGCAUGCAACCACAGCUACACAGAAGACUGUCGACGGACCGUCUGGAAAGUUGUGGCGUGAUGGACGUGGUGCUGCUCAGAAUAUCAUUCCAGCCUCUACUGGCGCUGCUAAAGCUGUCGGUAAGGUUAUUCCCGCACUGAAUGGCAAGCUUACCGGAAUGGCCUUCCGUGUGCCAACGCCUGAUGUGUCUGUUGUCGAUCUCACUUGUCGUCUUGAGAAGCCAGCCAGCAUGGAUGACAUUAAGAAGGUAAUCAAAUCUGCUGCGGAAGGUGGAAUGAAGGGCAUUUUGGGCUACACUGAGGACCAAGUAGUGUCAACUGACUUCUUGUCCGACACUCACUCCUCGAUCUUCGACGCCGGAGCAUGCAUCUCUCUUAACCCACAUUUCGUCAAGCUCAUUUCAUGGUAUGACAACGAGUACGGAUAUUCGCACCGUGUCGUCGAUCUUAUCACCUACAUUGCCGGCAAAGCAUAA
Cooperia oncophora is the source of this 837-nucleotide messenger RNA. NCBI's taxonomy places the organism in Eukaryota, Metazoa, Nematoda, Chromadorea, Rhabditida, Trichostrongylidae. The record is from the annotation of a GenBank genome assembly.